CUACGGACAGGAAGAGGAGGAGGAAGAGAAGAUCAUCGAGACUUCGCUGUUGUGCGAGAGAAGAGAGACCAUCGACACGUGUCGGAAGCGUCCCACGUGGCAAUCAUCAAUCCGCAGUAAGGGUCGCGACCGAUGGAGCAAGCGGGGCAGUCAGCUGUGCCUGAGCCGGGAUCGCAGCCUCCUCCUGCUCCUCUGAUACUGUAUUCGUUCUAUCGGAGCUCGUGCGCUUGGCGGGUGCGUAAUGCUCUCGAGCUGAAGGGGGUGAAGUACGAGUAUCGUGCAGUAAACAUCUUCGACAAAGAACAGAAAACCGAAGAUUUCGUCCGUCUGAACACGCUUCAACAGGUUCCGGUUCUGGUCGUAGACAAUGGACGUACCAUUGGAGAGUCGGUGGCCAUCUUGGAAUAUCUGGAGGAGGUGUAUCCGGAGCCCAGACUGCUGCCUUCUUCACCGUACGAUCGAGCCAUCGUACGGCAACUGGUAGAGAUUAUCAACUCUGGAACGCAGCCGCUGCAGAACCUAAGGGUUUUGCUUCUCGUGGUAGAGCUCGGGGGCGACGCUGAGCGUACCAUGUGGGCGCGAGAUGCCAUCGCUCGUGGUUUCGGCGGAUUCGAGGACAUAAUUCGACGAACGGCCGGGAUUUACUGUUACGGAGAUCAAAUCACGUUGGCAGACGUGGUGCUCAUUCCUCAGCUAUUCGGUGCGCGCUUGUAUGGCGUGAACCUGGACGCCUUUCCGACUAUCCAGAGAGUCGAGGCAGCGCUGCUCAAACACCCGGCCUUCAUAACAGCCCAUGCGGACAACCAGCCCGACACCCCGCCAAAACAUUCUGCAGCGGCUGGGCAGAAGUGAAGUGCUGAUGAAAAAAUAAAAUGAAAAAAGGUAUGGGAA
This is a messenger RNA of Chara braunii, 891 nucleotides long. The record is from the annotation of a GenBank genome assembly. NCBI's taxonomy places the organism in Eukaryota, Viridiplantae, Streptophyta, Charophyceae, Charales, Characeae.